This is a messenger RNA of Cephus cinctus (wheat stem sawfly), 1276 nucleotides long. Its product is annotated as 17-beta-hydroxysteroid dehydrogenase 13. Gene Ontology annotation, cellular component: lipid droplet. The record is from RefSeq and is a predicted model, not a curated record. Gene Ontology annotation, molecular function: oxidoreductase activity, acting on the CH-OH group of donors, NAD or NADP as acceptor. Lineage: Eukaryota; Metazoa; Arthropoda; Insecta; Hymenoptera; Cephidae. The transcript is spliced from 6 exons. The coding region runs from base 188 to 1105 and encodes 305 amino acids.
AAGACGAAGAAUGAUUUUUUCACAAUCGUUGGAUAAAAACGGCAUCAGAAGUGCGUGUAUUUGCGAUCUUCAGAAAUGGCUCUUUCUAUUUGAACAAGAUCGUUCAGUGUUAUGAACCUUCGAUACUCUUAUCAGAAAGCUCACGCCACGAUAAAAGCCGACUUUCGAAUACUUCAAACCGCCGGCAAUGUUAUUACGAGUUUACUCAUUGGUCGUUUUGGCCCUGGACCUUAUUACCUUAUUCAUAGGAAUUUGGUUCUCAGUUAUAGUAGCACUAUUUAGGACUUUUAGACCACCACCUUUAAAGAAUCUUACUGGAGAAGUGGCAAUGGUAAUUGGUGCUGGUCGAGGUGUGGGUAGAGAAAUAGCGAUACAAUUAGCUCAACUAGGUGUAAAUGUAGCUUGCAUUGAUGUCAAUGUGGAAAAUUGCCAAGCAACCGUAGAACGUGCAUUGCAAUUUGGAAAAGCACGAGCCUUUAUAUGUGAUGUAACAGAUAAAGAGCAGGUUUCUCAUACUGUGCAUGCAAUCAAUUCGGAGUUAGGUGAUGUAACAAUUUUAUUACAUUGUUGUGGAGUACCAAGUCCACGUGCACUCAUUCGAGAUCCUCCAGAAAUUAAAGAAACUAUGGAUGUUACUGUUUUUAGCCACUUCUGGCUUUUAGAAUCUCUUCUACCACGAAUGCAAGAACUUGGUUGUGGUCACAUUGUUGUCCUCUCUUCCGUAGCUGGUUUGUCAGGUGGUGCAAGUCGUGGUCGUCAAAUACCGUUGUCAACCGCACAAUUUGCUGUCCAAGGAUUAGCUGAGUCCUUACACACGGAAUUAAGACACACCAACACCAAUAUUAUAAUUACUCUAGUUCACGUCUAUCCAUUUAUAGUGGGUGCUGAGGUAGCAAAGGAUAUACGCCUUAGGAUACCCAGUUACUUUGGAACAAUGCCUGCCGCUGAAGCCGCUAAAAGAAUCCUGGACGGCGUUCGCAGAAACUACGCCGAGUUCAGUGUCCCAGGAUAUCUUCUGUAUCUUGGCCACGUACUUAGAAUCCUUCCAAAGAAAGCCUCGUUCAUGUUACGAGACCUAUUGGACACAGGUGUAGAUUUUGGAUGACAAAUAGAACCUUAAUGUUGAUUCCUGUAUUCAGGUCAGCUGAAGAAAUUCUAUUUAUUUUUUACGUCCAUCCUGUGUUCAGAUAUGAGACUGCGAUAAUACAGAUUUAUAUGAAUAUAAUGUGAAUCGAGCCUGUUUCCAAAAUGGUAUUAAACCCCCAGGAAAAUCCUC